AGCAGCACUCCAGACGAGAGACGAGAGACGGGCUGCACAAGCUGCAAUAAACCUGUAAAACUUUAAACAUGGUCAUGAAAAAAAUGUGGAAAUUAGGAGGAAGGAGAAAACCUCAGAGGACUGACAGCAGGAGAGCUUUGAUGGAGGAUAACAAAGAAGUGCAAGAUGGAUGCGGCCACGCAGGUAAGGGGCAGGACGGCCCCUCGGCUCAGGACACCUUCAACACCAACGAGCAGCAGCUUUUUCAGAUUUCUGAAGAGGUCACGCUCCAGAAACUGGCUGAACUUCUCGGUGUGGCCUGUCCCGACAUCACCUUUGAGGAUGGAUCUUGCAUCUCGAUCCGGCCCGAGACCAUUUCAGGACAGCAGGACGUGAAACAGAGCGUCGUUCGCAUCAUACAAAGAUCUGUGUCCCAGCGCUUCCCAAAGCAACCGGCAGAUCUGGACCAGAACCUUCAGCGGCACCUGUUAAACGUGCAGGAAACUGUGCGCGAUGAGCUUGUGAAGCUGGCUCCCCUGCUGGACAGCAUGGGGCUGAUGGGAUGUCUGAUCGAUUGCUACCAUCGCCAGACAAUUGAUCACCUCAGCGAUCUGCUCCAGAACACCCGCUCCUCCAGGAAUUCCCUUGUGCUGAUGAAGUGGGUCCUACAUACAUAUCUGAGUCAGGAGCUGCUGGAUCAUCCUGACCUUCGAGAAAUGGAUCCCAUAAAAAAAGUCGACUUCCUGCUGUUCACUGAAUGGGUCGCGAAAGCCAAUGACAAACUGCUUGAAAAUGUGCAGGAAGAGGUCAGUGGGUUCCUGGAGAAAAUCCUGCAGCUUGAGAGACGGCAGGAAGGUGAUUGCGACGAAGCUUACGUUGGACUUUAUGUGGACACUAUUCAGUGCAUCGACGCCAUGCCCAAAGAAGCACAAAGAAUCAGCUCAGAACUGUCCGAUCACGUCCGGGCCGUUUGUUUCCAGGAGCUGCUCACGUUUGUGCGUAGGUACACUGCUGAGCAGACUGAGAUUCUUGAAAAAGAAGCAAAACUGGACAAACCAGAAACAACACACUUCUUCAAGACUUUGAACAGCUGUGAAAAACUCAAGCAGCACGUCCAGACCAGCGGUGAAGGCGUCAGAAGAUCCCUCCUCCAGGAAACUGUGGACACGCUUGAACACAUGGAGGCUUUUACUCUGAAACUUGUGCUGGAGAUGGUAGCUGACCUUGCAGAGAGUCACCUCAAGAAUUACUUCAAAAUGGAGAACAAGCAGUUCCUCUCCUUGAUCGUCGCAGUACAGGCGUGUUUCCCCAAGCUGUCGUGGUGUCAGGACAUACAAAAGAGGGUGAUGGAUAAGGCCUACAAGCGUAUCGCUCACAUUUACCUCAAACAUCUCGUCCGAAGCAGCCAGAAGAGACUGGCGAAGUGCUGGAGUCCUGACGUCGGCCGAGCAGUCGCCGCAGACGCUGCGGUGCUUCACAACACCAUCUCAGACCUGGCUCCUGGUGUCCAGCAGUGGAACCUCCUGCUGCUGAGAAUCUCAGAGCUGCUGGAGUGCAAAGGCAUCGACGUGGUGAAGCUCACAGUGGCGAGCAUGCAGAAGGACUGCCCCACGUGGAGCGAGGACCAGGAUCUCCUGCCGGCCCUGCUCCGGUGGAAGGGUCUCUCCAGAUGCCAGGUACGAGAGGUGCUGGACGCCCUUCCCGGGCAGGAACCCAAACCCAGAUCUACAGCCUGGUUCUCCUGUUUUGGCUGCUGCUGAAGGCUGAGCUGCUCUGCAGAGCAUCAACAGCAACAAGCGGAGAAGACGACAGAGCUGAGUCUUGUUAGAAUCCACUCCAUUACUGCUGUUACUACGCAAAUCUGAGCUGAGGAUACGGAUCAAAGUACAGAAGCUUGGGUUAGCCUAAAUGUCACCAGUCUCCUUACAAAUGCUGUUGUCAUUCCAGGAAAAGUGAACUGGUGUUUUUAAAGUCUUGUUUGCCAGAAUGUCUUGUUCUUAUGCAAAAAGUUUGCAUUUCAAUGCAUUUGCUUGCUUGUAAAUUUAUGUUUUUGGUUUUUUUUUGUCACUUCAGCUUUUAAACCAUCAAAAGCCUGUGCAAAAAAACAGAUCUACUUCGGCUCAAUAGGUUUAGUUGCUUGCAUGUUUAUGUUUUUAAAUAUUGAGGUGGAUCAUGGUUGAGGGAGAGUCACAUGAUGCUGCAGGAUGUUUGCACACCAUUAACAGUAGAAUCUGGUUCCGUAGGUGAACUGAAGUGUCACAUCAUUUCUACAAGAUUUUUAUGUUGAGCUCUGAUGAUCAAAAGACAAACACAAGCAAUUUAAAACGUAGGUCCUCAAAGUGUGUUCCUCAGUGGCGGCCCUCAGAAACAUUUAGCGUGGCCCCUGAAUGUGACGUGCAUGCAUGUGUUAUAUUCACAUCAUCUGCAGUCAGUCAUGAAAACUGUGAGAACGUCUGAUUUAAAGAGACUGAAUCAGAGAGAAAAGUUUACUUUUUCAUCUGCUGCAGUCACAAAAUGUCUUUUUCUUCGUGUCAAUCUCAGUUUUGACUUUACUUUUAGUUUGUUUGCUGUCAUUUGCUUUGUGGACCGUCCUCUUAACUCAGAGGUAGACAGUUAGCUGCUGAUGCACCGUUUCUUCAUUGUUAAAAGUUAUUACAUGGGGAAUUUUCCAACAUGUUAUUAUUUAUUAUUAUUUAUUAAGUUUUUAUUUAUUUUUUUAUGACACUAUGCAAAUAUUUUACAGAAGCUUCCCAGUAUUGACUAUCCUACAAUAUCAAACUUUCCUGUUAAAAGCAAAGAUUCUGCUGUUUUUGUUGCCUAUCAAACACUUCUGAAUUAUACUUGAACUACAGAUUCUGUUUUAACUUGAACCUUUUUAUCGACUUCAGGAGCUGGGCUCGGCACUUUUUUUUUGUCUGUGAUUUCUACGAGUUAAACUUUUUAAUAAUACAUUCUACUGAAACCAAACAAGGUACUUUUUGUGUGUGAUGUGCUGGUUUGGUUUACUGGGUUUCAUUCCUUCUUUAAUGUCGGUACAAAGUCAUAUCUUCUGCUUCAGUGUAACACUUAAUGCAUUUGUACUUUUUUAAUGUUAUAUACUGUAUUUAUAUAUGGUGAUUGUUUUGUUGAAACGCUUAAAGAUUGGAUAUUUGGCACAUUUCUUUUUCUGUCAGUAAUAAAUGUCAG
This is a messenger RNA of Chelmon rostratus (copperband butterflyfish), 3165 nucleotides long. Its product is annotated as exocyst complex component 3. The transcript is spliced from 11 exons. Gene Ontology annotation, molecular function: SNARE binding. Bases 69 to 1739 code for a protein of 556 amino acids. Gene Ontology annotation, cellular component: exocyst. The record is from RefSeq and is a predicted model, not a curated record. Gene Ontology annotation, biological process: exocytosis; exocyst localization. NCBI's taxonomy places the organism in Eukaryota, Metazoa, Chordata, Actinopteri, Chaetodontiformes, Chaetodontidae.